AUGGAGAGCGUUGAUGAUAUGAACUUUGAAGCUCCACAUGAUAUGGGCACCCUCGACGACGAUGACGACGACGACGACGACCCUGAUGAAGAUGCCGGCGCGGAUGGCGAGACGGAUGAAGAAAAGACAUUAUACCUCAAACCACCGGAAGAACAACAGGAGAUCCAGCUAGAAAUUUCCAAUCUCAACAGUGCUGUUCCGUCGUUAUCAGAAGACUACACCAUCGUCGACCGCCUUGGCACAGGGACAUUCUCCUCCGUAUACAAGGCUAUAGAUCUGGCCUAUCAUUACAAAUGGGACAACACUGCGUGGCAUGCUUGCCAUCCUCCCAUAUCCUCUGCACAUUACCAAUCAGCUCCUUAUCCUCCUGGUACCAAAGUCUUUGUUGCCAUCAAAAGAAUAUAUGUCACAAGUAAUCCAGAGCGAAUACGAAAUGAGAUCUCGAUCAUGGAAGACUGUAGGGGAUGCCGUCAUACUUCUCAGCUUAUCACCGCAUUCCGACACCAGGAUCAGGUAGUCGCUAUCAUGCCAUAUACCCGCAAUGAGGAUUUCCGAGAAUUCUACAAAGAUUUAUCUAUGGCUGGUGUCAAAGCAUACUUUCGAUGUAUGUUCCGUGCGUUACGCGAUAUCCAUGCCAGGGGUAUCAUACAUCGGGACGUUAAACCUGCCAACUUUUUGUAUGAUCCUCGAACAGGCAUAGGUGCCCUGUGCGACUUUGGGCUUGCAAGUAGAAUGGAUGGAUCUACGCCGGCGCACGGUGCAUGCUUACAUACCUCUGCUACACGGGAGCAUCCUCACGGCAAGAUAAGAGGUCGGAAUGACUAUGAUGUCGACCUCCUAAAGAAGAUGCAGAGGGAAGCCCGACAGAAAAGCUCGUGGCCAAGCGAUCGUGUUGGUUAUCCUGACAAAGAUACGAGAGCGCCCUCGAAAGCAAACAGGGCAGGCACGAGAGGCUUCAGGGCCCCUGAAGUCCUUCUAAAGUGCAGUCAGCAAACCGGUGCCAUUGAUAUUUGGUCUGCUGGCAUGAUCCUUCUCUUCUUCCUCACGGAAAAAUUCCCUCUUCUACAGUCCAGUGAUGAUAUGGAAGCUCUCAUGGAAAUAGCUACCAUUAUCGGACGACAGAAAAUGGAGAAAACUGCGAUCCUGCAUAGUCGAACAUUUGCGACAAAUGUGCCUUCGAUAUCACAAGAAGGCAUAAGCUGGCGCGAGUUCGUUGAAAAACAAAAUCCUAACAUUUUCAAACCUUUUACGCCAGACCCUCGAUACUACCCCUACAAUAACUACGAUACACAUUCCCCUGGAGGACGCAACUAUCCGCCUCCUACACCAGCACCCCCAACAGCUGAUUCGCACCGAGCCGACGUCGAAGCCGCGCUUUCUCUUCUUGCGGAGGUAAUGCAUCCCGAGUCAACACGGCGCAUUACUCCGCGGGGAGCACUAUAUCACCCGUUCCUUGCAGAUCCAUCGGAGCCCGAAGACGAUGACCUAUUCCCACACCCGUUUGGCGAUGGCGUAUGUGGGAAGUGGCAUUACGUGGAUGAAGGAACGGAUGAGCAGUGUGUAAUUAUUUUAGAUGAGGGGGAGCAAAAGGGGAGGCGAGUGAUGUCUGGGGAGGGUAUAGCUAUAGGAAGGUGGCCGUGUGAGUUCCAUAGGAGCGAGUAUUAUGAGGAGUAA
Molecule: messenger RNA, 1674 nt
Organism: Suillus subaureus
Lineage: Eukaryota; Fungi; Basidiomycota; Agaricomycetes; Boletales; Suillaceae
Product: kinase-like domain-containing protein
Exons: 7
Coding region: 1-1674 (557 amino acids)
Biological process (GO): mitotic DNA damage checkpoint signaling; protein phosphorylation
Cellular component (GO): nucleus
Molecular function (GO): ATP binding; protein serine/threonine kinase activity
Source: RefSeq, a predicted model, not a curated record